Molecule: messenger RNA, 591 nt
Organism: Prunus mume (Japanese apricot)
Lineage: Eukaryota; Viridiplantae; Streptophyta; Magnoliopsida; Rosales; Rosaceae
Product: small ribosomal subunit protein eS28
Biological process (GO): translation; maturation of SSU-rRNA; ribosomal small subunit assembly
Cellular component (GO): ribosome; cytosolic small ribosomal subunit
Molecular function (GO): structural constituent of ribosome
Source: RefSeq, a predicted model, not a curated record
GAGAACCCUAGUGCCCUAAACGCAGACGCACUCAUUUUUUUUCUCCCCUUGACGCAGCCGCGCACACUCCUUCUCGUCACUUUUCCAUUGAAGACUCUCUCUCUACCAAAGAAUGGACUCCACUGUGAAGCAUGCUGUGGUGGUGAAAGUUAUGGGUCGGACUGGAUCUCGUGGGCAGGUGACUCAAGUUAGAGUCAAGUUUCUGGAUGACCAGAACCGGUUCAUCAUGAGGAACGUCAAGGGACCAGUGAGGGAGGGGGAUAUCCUUACCUUGCUCGAGUCUGAGAGGGAAGCUAGGAGGUUGCGUUGAUCGGAGAUGGCUCUUGUUUGUUGAUGCUUGAACUUCAAAGUUUUGGUUACUUGCAAGCAACUGGUGUUUAUGUUGGUGAAUGGCAGUUGUGUUGCCAAUCUCUGUUCUUAUUUUUUUAGUUUAUGUGUCUUGGUAUUUACUAGCAACGUAGACUUGAUUGUUCUGAUGAGAGUUCUUUAUGGAAUCUUGCUAAACUUCUAUGUCGGGAAAAAGCCCUAGGUUUUGUUUGAACAAGUAACAAAUAUUCCUGGUUUCUGUGUCAAAUCUUUGAUUUCCUUCUA